AUGUCAACUGUUUUAUAUACUUCCAAAAAGUUCAUCCUUCUUUCUUUACCUCAAAAUGCCAAACCAGCAAAGAGUAAUGAGUCAGAUUUAAAUACUUGGUUGGUAAGAGAUAUGGUUGGUGGCAGGGCUUUUGUUUCUGAGUUUCCAAUCCCAGAGUUUAAACUUGGGUCUUUGGAGAGUCUUGUAUUACAGUCUGAAGAGCUUGCUAAGAUUGAUUCAAAUAUCAAUGGAUCUAUUUCGAAGAUAGUGGAAAUCUUAGCGACGUUAACGGAAUCGCAGAGUAAUGCUUAUGGUACGAUUUCUAUUAAUAAUAUUCCAAUUCAGGAAUACUUGAAUGACUUUCAUUGGCACAACAGAAAAUUCAAAUUGGACAAGAGUAUCAAGGAGUUGAUUAGUGAGAUUUCCAACGAAUGUUUCCAACUGGAUGCUGAUGUUAGGAGCACAUACACGAACUACAAUAAUGCGAAAACAAAUUUAGUUGCUGCAGAAAGAAAAAAGACUGGUGAUUUGUCUGUGAGUUCUUUGCAUGACAUUGUUACUGCAGAAGACUUCAUUACUAACAGCGAGUAUUUGACAACAGUAUUGGUCGUUGUGCCAAGGAACUUGCAGGACGAAUUUGAAAACAGUUACGAAACAUUGACCAAAAACGUUGUUCCAAGUUCCGCUGGCAUUUUGAAGCAAGACGAUGAAUACAUCCUAUAUAACGUUCACCUGUUCAAGAAAUAUGCGAACGCAUUUAUGAACGCAUGCAGGGAUAGAAAGUUCAUUCCUCGUGAAUUCAACUACUCUGAAGAACUCGUGGAGCAACUAAAGAGUGAGCAUGCUUACGCAGCCAGCCAAGAGCAGUCUCAACGAGUACAACUUAUCAGGUUGACGAAGACUGCAUAUGCAGACGUACUGGUGAACUGGUUUCAUAUAAAGGCCCUCCGUGUCUUCGUAGAGAGUGUCCUGCGUUACGGUGUCCCUCCACACUUUCUUACAAAGAUUAUCACCGUCCCAGACAAGGAUUUUAAACAAUGUAAGUCUGAGUUACUUGAACAAUUCGGUUACUUAGGUGGGAAUGCCUUUUCAAAAGAUAAAAAAGGUAAGAUUAAGCGUAAUGAUUCUACCUUACAUGAAUACGCAUCUUUAGUGGACACUGAUUAUGAACCCUUUGUAAUCUAUGAAAUGGAGUUAUAA
Molecule: messenger RNA, 1179 nt
Organism: Eremothecium cymbalariae DBVPG#7215
Lineage: Eukaryota; Fungi; Ascomycota; Saccharomycetes; Saccharomycetales; Saccharomycetaceae
Gene: VMA5
Product: H(+)-transporting V1 sector ATPase subunit C
Exons: 1
Coding region: 1-1179 (392 amino acids)
Biological process (GO): proton transmembrane transport
Cellular component (GO): vacuolar proton-transporting V-type ATPase, V1 domain
Molecular function (GO): proton-transporting ATPase activity, rotational mechanism
Source: RefSeq, a predicted model, not a curated record